Molecule: messenger RNA, 1214 nt
Organism: Anneissia japonica
Lineage: Eukaryota; Metazoa; Echinodermata; Crinoidea; Comatulida; Comatulidae
Exons: 4
Coding region: 17-802 (261 amino acids)
Biological process (GO): TRAIL-activated apoptotic signaling pathway; positive regulation of extrinsic apoptotic signaling pathway
Cellular component (GO): cytoplasm; CD95 death-inducing signaling complex
Molecular function (GO): death receptor binding; caspase binding
Source: RefSeq, a predicted model, not a curated record
GACAAGCUUGCGAGAAAUGCACUUCCACGAUUUGGAGGAGUGCCUGGAAAAUGACUGUAUUCCAUGCGGGAGGGAAUCGAUAAUCACAGGCAAACUUCAAAGGAUGUUCAAGAAUAAGCAACAAGUGACAGGUUCUCCAAUGCAAGGAGCAGGAUCAAGUGAUACUGAAACAGUACCACCAGAUGAACAUCUUGGUUAUCUGGAAGACAAACACCUGCUUCGUAUCGCAGUGGGCAUGGGAAUGGAGUGGAAACAACUGGGUGUCAGACUGGGUCUCAGUUGGAACAGGAUCCAACAAAUAUGGAGUGAUAAGAGACGAUUGCCAGAGAGCAUAAUGGAUAUGCUUACAGAAUGGAGGAAUCAUCAGAAUUACGAGACAAAUCAAGUGGAGAUAAUGUGCAGGGAUUUGAAGGAGCAAGGACUCACAGAACUUGCUAACAAUGUUUUUGGCUCGCAAACCUCAACAAAAGUACAUGCUAGACGACCGUUACAUCAGAGACAUCAGCAAUAUGAUGGAUACUUAGCAGACAUUGAUAUGCUGUUUAUUGCCCAAAGACUUGGCAAGGACUGGAAAUCCUUUGGCAGCAUCAUUGGUCUGAAAAAACAUGAAAUAGAAAGAAUUAAGAUAGACUUUUCACCACCCAUUGUGGACUCAAGUCUGGAAAUGCUGGUUAAAUGGAGAGAAAGGCAGAACACUGAAGUAAACCACCUUGUAAAAAUGAGUGAUGCAUUGAAGAAUCUUGGAAAGAAAGCCGUCGCUAAAAAACUCCAGAAGUACUACCAGGAAACUUACCAAAACUAAUGAAAGAACAUAAGUAUGCAUUGGUAGCGACAAUUUAAAAGGACAAUUACACACUGAUUAGGCCAAGGGCUAGUUUUCCUAAUCCCUUCAGCGUGUGCAGGGCCCCACCACUGCGAUUACAACACUCAAAAGAGUUUAAUGCCACAGUGUAUCAUAGCUCAAAUAAGGACACCAGAAGAUUUGAUAUGAUAAAGAGGAAGUAAAUGAUAAUAUAGUGUAUAUAUACAUGAUUUAAUAUUGUACAUAUGGUAAAUAUAACGGGCAAAGGCCUAAGUCACACUGAUGCGCACAGCAUAGACAUCUAGGCCUAGGCUCACGUAUGUUUCGCGUUCAAGCCAGCUGUCUAAGGAAAUUAAAAUGUCAGAGAAAAAGUUUUUGAUCAUGUGACUAAAUGACGCUCGCUGAUUAGUUG